Aspergillus tanneri is the source of this 1611-nucleotide messenger RNA. Its product is annotated as putative amino acid transporter. Bases 1 to 1611 code for a protein of 536 amino acids. The record is from RefSeq and is a predicted model, not a curated record. Gene Ontology annotation, biological process: amino acid transmembrane transport. Gene Ontology annotation, molecular function: amino acid transmembrane transporter activity. Lineage: Eukaryota; Fungi; Ascomycota; Eurotiomycetes; Eurotiales; Aspergillaceae. The transcript has 4 exons. Gene Ontology annotation, cellular component: membrane.
AUGGCUUCUGACACCACUAGUAACAAGACCAGCGAGAAGACCAUCGAACCUGAACCUAGCCCCAGAGAGGUGGCCGACAUAGAUCAUGGCGCGGAGACGGACCUGCAUCGUACACUCUCUACGCGACAUAUCACUAUGAUUGCUCUGGGAUCGUCCAUCGGCAUGGGCCUCUGGCUGGGGAGUGGUACCUCCCUGGCUAACGGAGGCCCGGCCGCCAUUGUCAUCGGAUAUGUUCUCAGUGGCAGCAUGAUCUGGUCUGUCAGUCACUCAAUCGGCGAGAUGGCCGUCUUGUAUCCUCUUCCGUCGGCGUUUGUGCAGUGGACUUCAAUGUUUGUUGACCCGGCGGCGGCAUUUGCCCUGGGUUGGUCCUAUUGGUUGAGCUAUUUCAUUACCAUUGCCAAUGAGUUGCAGGGGAUCAACACUGUUCUGAGCUUCUGGACCCAUAAAGUGCCUGUGGCCGCGUGGAUCAGUAUCUUCUGGGUGGUGAUUACCCUGAUCAAUGUGGCUGCGGUCAGGUUCUUUGCAGAAGUCGAGGUGGUCUCAUCGACUAUCAAGUUCUCAUGGAUCAUCGUGGUCAUUAUUUCCCUUAUCGUCGUCUCCGCGGGAGGUGCCCCUGCAGAAGGACCCAUCGGCUUCCGCUACUGGAACGUAGAGCCCUUCACCAACGGCUUUAAAGGCUUCCUGUCCGUCGUGCCGACCUGUAUCUUCGCCAUGUCUGGGUCUGAGAGCUGCGCUCUUGUGGCUGCUGAAACGUCCAAUCCGCGCAAGUCGGUCCCACGCGCCGUUGGCUCCAUGUGGCUGCGUCUCUCACUGUUUUACAUCCUGGGAUCUUUCGUGAUUACCACCACCGUGGAUCCGAAGGAUAAGAACCUGUUCGGUGGCGAUGGUGUCAAUGCAUCCCCAUUUGUGAUCGCCUACCGUAACGCAGGCCUGGAUCCCUUAGCACAUAUGAUGAAUGCGGUGAUUUUCAUCUCCGUUCUCUCCACUGGAACGAUCUCGGGAUAUGGCGGUGCUCGCACACUCAUGGGCAUGGCGCAUUUGAAUAUUGCUCCGAAGAUUUUUGGAAAAGCCGACAAAACAGGACGACCUCUCGCAAGUUUGUUCAUCACCCUGCUUAUCGGCGGUGGGUUGUCCUACCUGAACGUCAGCAACAAAGGCGCCGAUGUCUUCACCUGGUUCUCCAAUCUCACCUCGCUCCUCACCCUCUUUGGAUGGGGCAUGAUCUGUCUAUCCCACAUCCGCAUGCGAUAUGCAUGGAAGAUCCAGGGUCGGGACCCCUCGGAGCUGCCGUGGAAGUCGUGGACAUAUCCGUACGGUGCAUACUGGGGUCUGGUCUGGUGUGUGCUGUUGGUCAUCACUGAAUUCUACGUCAGUGUAUGGCCGCUGGGAGGCAGUCCGAAUGUCAAAAACUUCUUCGCUAACUAUGUAAGUGUCGUGGCUAUCGUAGUCAUCUACCUUGCUGCUCGUUUGUACUAUCGCGGACCGUGGUGGAUUGAUGCCAGGACGAUCGAUCUCGAUGGCAUGAGACGGUUCUAUGCGGAUACUGCGGAUGUGGAGGCGAAGACGCAUGGGGGGAUUAUAUCCAAGAUGGUGAAAGCGAUUACCGAUUAG